AUGUUUGGAAUUACAGUUUGGGCAAUGGCAUUACUGUUACUGAUUCGUUGCAGUAAUUCAUUGACCCCACAAAGCGUUUGGGUAGAAGGACGAUUGAAAUGCGGUAGCCAAGAUGCCGGAAAUCUUCGCGUGGAACUUGUUGAUGUUGAUUCCAUGCCAAACCCAGACGAUCUAUUAGAUUCGGGUUAUACAAAUGAAACAGGAGCAUUUAGCUUAAAAGGUUCUUCAAGCGAGCUAAGUGACAUUGAUCCGGAAGUUCGGAUUUUCCAUGACUGUAAUGACUUGGAUAAGGCCUGUAAACGAGAGUGGAUUAUACGGAUACCAAAAAAGUACAUCUUUGAUGGUACAGAACCAAAAGAACCAAUGAACAUUGGCGUUUUGAACCUGGAAGUAGAGCUUGAAAAUGAAAUUCAUACCUGUAUUUUAAAUAUUAUGUUGUUGUCGACAGUUUUUAUACCACUUAUUGGAUGCCUUCUUCAUCGAUCCACAGCAUCAAAAGUUCCAGAUCCUCAAUUUUAUAGUGUUGUUGGAAAACUAUAUUGUGGUUCAACGCCAGCUGCCGAUGUUCUUGUCAAAUUAGUGGACGACGAUUUUGGGAAGGGAAACAACGAUGACGUGAUGGAUUCAGUUCGCACUGACAAAAAUGGUUAUUUUAAGCUUUCUGGAUCAGCUACUGAAUCUACAACAAUUGAUCCGCAACUAAAAAUCUAUCAUGACUGUGCCGACAAUAGCGAUCCUUGCCAGCGGCGGUGGAAAUUUGAGUUACCGAACCACUAUAUAACAUCGCAAAAUGAGGAACGAAAAAUUGUCGAUAUAGGCACAUGGAAUUUGGAAGCAAUACUUCCUGAAGAAUCAGAAACGGGCGAUGAAAUUGAUGGAAUUUAUACAGAUUAUCAAGGACAGUUUGACCUGUAUGGCAGAAUUACAGCUGCAACAAGAAUUAAACCAGGCUUGGAAAUUUAUCAUGACUGUGAAAAUCAAGAGAAGACUCAACGUCAAUGGACGUUAGAGUUUCCUGAAAGUUACAUUACUUUUGGCCGUUAUCCACAUCAAACAUUUGAUAUUGGAACGUGGAAUUUGGCUGUACGUAAUCCCAGUGAAGAAGAACAGGUAAAACAGAAGAUAGUGUAAAC
Enterobius vermicularis (human pinworm) is the source of this 1133-nucleotide messenger RNA. NCBI's taxonomy places the organism in Eukaryota, Metazoa, Nematoda, Chromadorea, Rhabditida, Oxyuridae. The record is from the annotation of a GenBank genome assembly.